UUGCAGUAUUUCUUUCAGUACUCCCAUCCUUAUCACCUCCCUGCUAAUGCUGCUGCUCUUCUACCUCUGCAACGUCAGGCAGAUGGGUGCUAGCUAGCUAGCUAGCUUUGUCUUGCCACAGCUCACGAGAGAGGUAAGCGUGGAUCGUCCCAGAGACACCACUCCUGCUGGUGGUGGUGGUCAGAGCGCUCGUCUCGAGAGGGCUCCUCCUCCGUCAUCUGCCCCGCGCCAUGGCGAGCCGGAGCCGGCAGCAGGAAGCGGCAGCGUGUGGUGGCCCCCGGAGGAGGCGGAGCACGGCGUCAUCGUCGCGGCCCUCGCGCACGUCAUCGGCUCGGGUCCGCGGCGCGCGGCGGCGCACGUCGUCGGCUCGGCGGCGCCGGCGCCGGCCCUGCUCGGUCAGCAAGUGAUGCUGACGCACCGAGCGGCACCUCCCGCGACGACGCCAUCGCGCGAAGCGGACGCGGCGGAGCAGCCACGGACGCGGUACCGCGGCGUGCGGCAGCGGCCGUGGGGCAAGUGGGCAGCGGAGAUCCGCGACCCGGUGAAGGCGGCCCGCGUGUGGCUCGGCACCUUCGAGACGGCCGAGGACGCCGCGCGCGCCUACGACGACGCCGCUCUCCGCUUCAAGGGCGCCAAGGCCAAGCUCAACUUCCCUGCCGUCGCGGCCCCGCACCACCAUGCCGCCGUCCAACUCCUCCAUCGCCAGCAGUCGGUCGCGGCCUCGCCGUCGACGCCGCGGCCCGCACAUCCGCCUCGCGCCACGCCGGCGGGCACAGCUGCUCGUGGUCAGGAGGAGUUCCCAGACCUCUAUCGGUACGCGCACAUACUGCAGAGCGGCGACGUGGACCUGCAGGCCAUCUCCAGUCGACUGACACCGGCACAGUCGUCAACGACGACGGCGUCGUCAUCAUCGGCGGUGGCGCGCGAUGACAAGGGGCCGUCGGCACCAUCUACGGAUCGGCCGCCAUGGCGAGCACCUAGCUAACCAGCUAGAGCACUGAUCACCACCAAAACCGUUCUUCCCCAUUCCCCAAUGCACAUGCUAAAGAAGAGCAGCUAGAUAGCAUUAGCAAAUUAGUUCGGUAGGAAAGUCGACACGUUGAGGAUGUUACUUUACAUGUGAAUGAAAAAUCCUAGUUUGUAUAUAUAUAUAUAUAUAUAAUAUACGCAGACAGGGGAAUCAAAAUUUCAGUAGCAAUAUGUUUAUUUUGACCAUAUUUAUACACUUUUGGCUAAACUUUUCCACUAUAUUGUACCACCAUUGUUUCGGUUGUAACUUCGCUCGGUACUUCAAAGAUGUUUCGAAUUCAUGAGAAUCAUCAGGUAUGUCAAUCGGAAUGAAACGACACAGCGGAGAGCUGCUGAGACAGGGUUUGAUGCAUGGGAUGAUAUAUACUACGUACCUAGCUUAAGCAGUAGUGUAGUCGUAGACAUGUAUAAUCAUGAAGUGUAUAGUAGUAUAUAUACUAUAGUUAGUACGGUCAGCACGAAAGUAAACUUGGUCAAAUGCGUGAUGCAAUGGAAUCGGGAUCUUCUGAUUUCAGAG
This is a messenger RNA of Phragmites australis (common reed), 1546 nucleotides long. RefSeq names its product ethylene-responsive transcription factor ERF113-like. Gene Ontology annotation, molecular function: DNA binding; DNA-binding transcription factor activity. The transcript has 2 exons. The coding region runs from base 407 to 985 and encodes 192 amino acids. The record is from RefSeq and is a predicted model, not a curated record. Gene Ontology annotation, biological process: regulation of DNA-templated transcription; ethylene-activated signaling pathway. Lineage: Eukaryota; Viridiplantae; Streptophyta; Magnoliopsida; Poales; Poaceae.